CACGUCGCAGCCCGAUGGGAUGGUUUACCGCUUGCAUCGCAGACAGCGCUUUUAGAUGCGGAAGAUGGUGGGACAGCCGUUACGGAAACGAUAAAGGAAGAAGAAAUACAAGAAUCCAAAUCUUGUUCACAACGUUCUAUAAAGUUAUUCAAAAUCUUAAUACCACAUGUAAUAUUGGUAUCAGUGUUGAUUGGCUAUUUGUGUCUUGGUGCAUGGAUGCUUAUGGUACUAGAGACCAGGACAGAACUGAUGGCUCGAUCCAGAAAAUUAGUUCGUUUGUCAAAUAUGAUGAAAAAUUUCACAGCCGACAGCUGGUCUAUAUUGAAUGAUGCACAACUUGGAAUACGUUCAGUUGAUCGCUCGGAAUGGGCAACAAUUUUCAGAGAGUAUAUGAUUUCUGUAUCAGAAAUUGUUGAUGAUCGGCGCCCGAUCCGCUAUGAACUUCGAAAACCAGAUGAUAUAAAUACCAUGCAUAACAAGUGGACUUUCCCAACUGCCUUAUUAUAUGUGCUUACUGUCCUAACUACAUGUGGAUACGGUGAAGUGUCAGUUGAUACAGAUUUGGGGAAAGUAUUUGCUGUAGCAUUUGCUUUAGUUGGUAUACCUCUUAUGUUUAUCACAGCUGCAGAUAUAGGCAAAUUUUUGUCCGAAACACUGCUUCGUUUCAUUUCAACCUGGAACCGAAUAAUGCACAAAGUGAAGCAAAUUCUAUGUCGAAAGCGCUAUAUGAGAAAAAAAUCAUUGCAGUCUAGCAGUGGUCAGUCAGAAGUAAUUGAUAUUCUUGGCUUAGAAGGGACUGAUGGCAAAUUAUGGUUUUCAAUUGGAGCUUAUGUCUCAUGUAUUUGUUUGUAUUGCUCUAUGGGCUCUGCAAUGUUCAUUAAUUGGGAGCGUUCUUGGUCAUUUAUUCACGCUUUUCAUUUUGGUUUCAAUCUUAUCGUCACUGUCGGCCUUGGUGAUAUUGUCGUUGUUGACUAUAUUUUCUUAUCGCUCAUCGUAGCUUUUGUUAUCGUUGGCUUGUCAGUUGUGACAAUGUGUGUUGAUUUGGCUUCAACACAUUUAAAAGCAUAUUUCACUCGAAUUCAUUACUUUGGUCGAGCCAAAAAAUUUCUGGGCAUGAGCGACGAACUUAGAGAAAUUGUAGCGUUGCUAGGAGCCAUGCGGAAGAAGAAAGGAGGAAAAGUUACUUGGAAUGAUGUGAGAGCAUUUUUGGAUAGCGAAUUACGAGAUCGACCAUUUGAACCUCAUGAACUACUAAUGAAACUACGUUUUAUUGAUGAGAGUUCAUCUGGAAUGUCUACAAUCCGGCAUAAUUCAUUCCAAUCUGAUUUCUUUCGUGAUAGCGAAUAUCUACGGCGAAUCAUUGCUUUGCGCCCUGAACAACCCGCAUAUCUGUAA
Thelazia callipaeda (thelaziosis nematode) is the source of this 1395-nucleotide messenger RNA. NCBI's taxonomy places the organism in Eukaryota, Metazoa, Nematoda, Chromadorea, Rhabditida, Thelaziidae. The record is from the annotation of a GenBank genome assembly.